Messenger RNA from Brachypodium distachyon (stiff brome), 1777 nucleotides. Its product is annotated as transcription repressor OFP13. The record is from RefSeq and is a predicted model, not a curated record. Bases 405 to 1253 code for a protein of 282 amino acids. NCBI's taxonomy places the organism in Eukaryota, Viridiplantae, Streptophyta, Magnoliopsida, Poales, Poaceae. Gene Ontology annotation, biological process: negative regulation of DNA-templated transcription. The transcript has a single exon.
UCAUCAGCUGGUAGCUGCUGAUCAUGCACGCAUGUGUCCUGUUGUAGGUACGGAGAAGAGCAAGGCUCCACGUGGAUAGCCCAGAAAAACAAAAAACAAAGAGCAACUACUCUUUCUCUCUCUCUCUGCUUGCUAGGUAACCUACUCUAAUUACUCUUUUGAUUACUUGCUGUACUUGUUAAUUAUACUAGUAUUAUGUAGUCAUAUGCAUCUCCUCUUGUAAAUAAAAGCCUUCCACAUAUCCUCACUCUCUCCAGUUAAAGUAGGAGACCCAGACCCAGAGGCAGUAGGCAGCAGUCAGUCAGUCAGCAGUAGGCAGAUAACCUUCCAGCAGCUAGCUAGCUCUGAUUCCUGUCCUGCUUAAUUUCUGCUGCUUGAGAUCAGAUAUAGAUCGAAAGCUAGCCAUGGUCAAGAAGCUUGGCCUCAUAUCACUCAUCUUCAGUAGCAGCAGCAACAAGCAGCUGGACAGUGCAACGAGUAGCACCAUUGCAGCUGGUGCACCUUGUUCCUCCUCAUCUUCUACUUCUUCUUCCUCCAUGUCGUGGCAAUGGCCGUCCGCCUGCAAGCAGCAGCCAAGGACACUCUCCUUCAGGCAGGAGCAGGAGGAGCAGAAGGCGGCGUACAAGACCAUGAACUCCGCCUACUUGCCGGCCGACUCCGCCGCGGACUCCUGCUUCUCAACCUCCUUCGCCUCCGUCGACGACGACAGCCUCUCCACGACGUCUGACGAGGCCGGAGACGCUGUCAUCCACGCGCUGCGGACUGGGCGCCUCUUCUUCGAGCCCUCCACGUCGUCGCCGGCCACCUCUUCCAUACUCAGAAAGGCGACCAAGCUGAAGGUCGACGCCAUGAACGACGCCCACAGCACCUGCUCCGGCCCCAUUAUCGGGGACGACGACAACAAGACGGCGCUGGCGGCAGCGGCGUUCGAGGGAGCGACGGCGAUGACGAUGGAUUCGUCGAAUCCGUACGGCGACUUCCGGGCGUCCAUGGAGGAGAUGGUGCUGAGCCGCAGCCGUGCCCGUGGCCAUGGCGGGACGAUCAAGGACGACUGGCGGUGGAUGGAGGAGAUGCUGGGUUGGUACCUGAGGGCCAACGGCAAGAGCACCCACGGGCUCAUCGUCGGCGCCUUCGUCGACCUGCUCAUCGCGCUCAGCGAUGACAACACCGUGCCGCCGCCGUCCUCUCCGACCACCGCCUCCUCCUCGAGCAGCAGCACCGAUGAGAUCAAGGAAGAAGAAACUAAAGGAUGAAGCAGCAUACAUGUAAAUUUUUUUAGUUUGAGGGGAAAUGAAUUAAUUGUUGGCACGAUCGCAUCAAGAGCUGCUAAUUCCCAGCCGGCCGGAUGCAAUUGCAGGCUGAUCAUCGAUCAAGCGAGAGGUUAGUAUAUAUGCAUUGGAUUCUUUCUUCUACAAGCUACCAGCUAGCUAGCUAGCUAGAGCCUAGAGUGAUUAUGUCAGUUCAUUCCUCGUGCUUAGCUACCUGACUGUUUGUUUGCUAGCUACUAGCAUAUCAGUUAUAUAAUUUACUUAAUUCAGUUCCACGUUGGAAAUGAAAAGGAAAUGUAGAUCAAGCUGUACAUAAAUAUUUGUUAAUUUUAUCAUCUUUGUUUUUUUGUCCGGAAGCAUGUAUGAAUGCAGCAUGUUCUGUUUGGAAACCGCAAGGAUUUGACGGGAAAUGUGCACUGAUUUAAUUGUAUUUACCAUAGGAAACAGAGAAAAUUAUUCUCUGUGUUACAGACGGAUCUUAUUAAAUGUGUUUAUGUUAUGCCUUCAAA